AGCCCAAAUAAAGCGGGAAAACCGACCCGCCAGGAUCAGGAGAAAUGGGGGCUAUUAACUAUUCGAUUGUUUAAAAAAAAAAUCGUUAGAUAGCGGUGACUUGACCGAUUCGCACCCUGUAGUACCGGUUUGAUUGAUUCACCGACUCCGAGAAAUGGCAACGACGAGCUCAGUAGGAGUCGGAGGAGGCGGCGAUUCCGGUGGGGCUCCGAAGAUAGCUUGGAACGAGGCUCAGAGAAGGUUCGAGACGGAGGACAAGAAGGCGUACUUGCAGUACGCUCUAAGGGACGAUGGCAAAGUGAUGGACUUGGUCCACACCUAUGUCCCGCCCUCCAAGAGAGGCCUGGGCUUGGCUUCUCACCUCUGCGUCGCUGCCUUCGACCACGCCAAAUCCCAUUCCCUCUCCGUAAUCCCCACCUGCUCUUAUAUCUCCGACACUUUUCUUCCGAAGAACCCUUCAUGGAAUUCUCUCCUUUAUUCGGAAGAUAUCAAAUCGAAUAUAUAACCACUUAAAUUGUCAAAUGCUUUACCACUUGGAUUUCUUUGCAGUUGUAAGGGAUUUCCCGAGAAUUAUCUUCUCAGAAACAAUAAUAUGUUCAAGAAUAAGUUGUUGGAGUAAAAUUUCGU
This is a messenger RNA of Morus notabilis, 627 nucleotides long. RefSeq names its product acetyltransferase At1g77540. The transcript is spliced from 2 exons. Bases 155 to 505 code for a protein of 116 amino acids. The record is from RefSeq and is a predicted model, not a curated record. Lineage: Eukaryota; Viridiplantae; Streptophyta; Magnoliopsida; Rosales; Moraceae.